AUGAUGUCAGGCUCAUUCGGGACUACAAACGAUCAGGCUCGGGCCCAGCGUCACGGCAUACCCCAGACGACUCUCGCGAGACGACAAGCUUCCACUACCACAUCAUCUCUCGAACUUGACGACCAACUCUCUGAAAAGGUCCUGGAACUACGUGGCGAUCUCGAAAAUGGGACACAACCAUCACCCGAUCAAACCGUGCUAUACCUCGCAUACGGUUCGAACAUGGCCUCGAAAACGUUCCUGGGUAACCGCGGCAUCAAGCCCAUUUCACUUAUCAACGUCUACGUCCCCGAGUUGAGACUCACUUUCGACCUCGCCGGUGUACCCUACCGGGAACCUUGUUUCGCAUCGACCCGAUAUCGUCUGGGCCACGGCCCCAGUGGGAACACGGAUAACUAUAACUAUGCGAUGGUCGAGAAGGACAUGUCUGAGAAAGCACCGCUCUGGCGGCAGGGCUAUGACGACGAGAGAAACGCCUGGCACAAACCGCUCAUCGGGGUCGUGUACGAAAUCACACUGAAAGACUACGCCUGGAUCAUCGCAACGGAGGCAGGAGGACGUGGAUACAACGACGGAAUCGUGACUUGCUAUCCAUUCCCGGAGACCUACAAUCCAGUCGAUGACGUCCCGGAGCAUCCGUCCACACGACCAUUCAAAGCACAUUGUCUUCUCUCGCUCAUUGCCGACGAGGAUGACUACGCUGCACACGGGGACAUCAGUCUACUGCGCAAUCCCAGAAUCCGCCCUGACCCGUCCUAUGCUCAACCUUCCAAGCGCUAUAUUGACAUUCUCAACGCCGGCGCGGUCGAGAAUAACCUCCCCUUCUCAUACCGCGCGUAUCUCUCGCAGAUCCCCUCGUACCGUGUCACCACCACGCGACAACGGAUUGGAAAGUCUAUAUUCCUUUCCAUAUGGGGUCCUUUAUUUGUAUUCGUCACGUACCUCACCAUGAAAUAUGCCAAGCCGGAUGGAUAUAGUCCGCGGUGGUUGACUGUGAUCUCGACUAUUGUGCAUGGUUGUAUGUGGGCGUGUUAUGAUUUGAUUUUUGCGAGGGUGUUUGGGGAUGGGGAGAGGACAAUUGGGGAUUAG
This is a messenger RNA of Aspergillus chevalieri, 1089 nucleotides long. RefSeq lists its product as uncharacterized. NCBI's taxonomy places the organism in Eukaryota, Fungi, Ascomycota, Eurotiomycetes, Eurotiales, Aspergillaceae. The coding region runs from base 1 to 1089 and encodes 362 amino acids. Gene Ontology annotation, molecular function: gamma-glutamylcyclotransferase activity. The transcript has a single exon. The record is from RefSeq and is a predicted model, not a curated record.